Molecule: messenger RNA, 2045 nt
Organism: Bombina bombina (fire-bellied toad)
Lineage: Eukaryota; Metazoa; Chordata; Amphibia; Anura; Bombinatoridae
Gene: ZNHIT2
Product: zinc finger HIT-type containing 2
Exons: 1
Coding region: 61-1764 (567 amino acids)
Source: RefSeq, a predicted model, not a curated record
UGCUCUGUGUUUAAAAACAACGAGGCCUGACCAUAAGGCUGAAUCCCCGAGUUCACAGUGAUGGAGGUGCCCGAGCCUGAGAUCUUGCUUCCGGCGCGUGCUAUUUCGCCUACCCCAUUACUGACCGCCAGCAGCAAAUCAGAUGCUCAGGUCCCAGGCGUGUGCUCGUUGUGCUUCUCUGGUCCCGGGCGAUACACGUGCCCGCGAUGUAACGCCCAGUACUGCAGCCUAGCUUGUUACCGAGGUCCGCGGCAUGAAGCCUGCUCCGAGAGCUUCUACAGGGAGUCUGUACUUCAGGCCUUGCGGGAGGAACAGAGUGAUCCGCAGGAAAGGCGGCAAGUUGAGGAAAUGCUGCUGAAACUGAGGGAUGAGGAGGCCAUGAUGGAGAAGCCUGGGCUGGAUGCACACUCAGAGGGGGAUGGAAAGGAAAGCAAUCUGUGGAGCAGCUUAACAGACUCUGAGAAGAAAGACUUUCAUAGGCUCCUUCAGAAUGGGGGUAUUGGGGUGCUGGUCCCACAGUGGAAGCCAUGGUGGCACCAGGAGUCAGCAGAGAGAACAAGUCACAAAAUAUCUGAGCUGAGACAUCAAGGGCAAGUUACAGUUAGUGAGAAUGGGAACAGUCUCAGCCAAGGUGACAAUCACAGUAAAACCCUUCCUAGUGCAUCAAAUGUGUCCCAUCACCAGCUUCCAUCAGACCAUGAAGAGGCUCCUGAAUAUGUAGGUCAGAAGAAAACAAGGAUUCCUAUAGUAAAGAAUGAGUUAACAAACCAAAAAGAGAAACAUGAAGACCACAUAGAAAGGGUUUCUAGGCUAAGUCCUUCUAAAAGUAGUCAUGGAGAGCAAGAGAGAGAUAAACAGGUGAUGACGGACCUUCACAAUGUAGCAGACUCUUCAGAUGGUGGUGGUUGGGAAGAUGCUGGAAAGACACCGCAUAGAAGUGACUCACAGUACAAUAGUGGUAUGACCCAUCAGAACAAUGUUAAAAGUCCCUGCUCAGUUGGGGAGGAGAAAGAUAUUUCAGCAAAAAGUAUAGAUUUACAUGUGUUAAACUGUAUUUCUGAACAAGUGACAACAAGAGGAGAUGGCCUAGAUCCAAAGCAAAAAAUAUCAGAAGUCCCUGCUGUCUUCAAAUCUAUUCCAUCCUUACAUUCACUGAGUCGUAAUCCAUCUCCACUGGUCAGAUACAGUGUGGUCAACACCAUUUAUGCUUAUGCAUUUUCUCUACAAAGACAUAAUGGCGAUUUAAGUGACAAUGACGCACUUCUUGAUUUCACUGGAACAUUGUUGAGUGUCUCUGGAGCAUUGAGCUCUACAGUUGUAUACAACUCUACUGCGCUUGCUCUACAGAGUGCAGUGCGUUUAGCUUCUGACCCACAACUGGGAGGAGAUGAAGGUGGAGCUUGUAAUGCCAUAGAGUCAACUGCUCACAUCUUACUGGGAGAUGGGACCCACUGCUAUACCCUGGCCGCACUUUCCGACCUCUCUCAUUUGCUGGGGCGAGCACGUAAACUUGCAGAGGAUGAUGUAGGGCGCCGUGCAGCGUUUAAUGCCAAGAAGAAGUGUUUAUUCUUAGCUGCAUGGGUAAAUGAGAAUGCUUCAUGCCUUGCCAUACUGUCCAUAGAGGCAAAAAGGCAGCAUGACGAACAUUUGAAAUAUCUUACAGGGGUAACUGAGAUUGCUAAAAGGUUGGAGAAAUCCUGGGGUGGAAAAAGACCUCAUCAAAAAAAGCAACUGAUACAAGAAAUAAAUGAAGGUCAGGUGUAAAGUUAUGCUGCUGAUUAACCUCAUUUUGUGAUCCUGGUCGCUGUUGGACAAUAUGUAUUCUUCAUGCAACCUGACUUAAAAAAAAGACUUUGAUAUCAUUUAUGCCGUCCCUUUAAUUUAAUAUAUAGACUUUAAUAUCAAAUGUGCACUUGUCUAAUAAUUUUCCUAACUAUGCAUUAUAUUAAUGCUGUGGUUUUCCUUUCUCAAAGCUUUCUGUAUUCCCCCCCCCCCCCAAUAAAGGACAACACACACAAUAAAUGUGCUUCUAUGAUCAAAUUUUA